GGUAAGCAGUCAGUCGCGCUAGUAAAACACACUGCUCGGUAUUUAACAGAAAAAAAAAAAAACAAAAACGAAAAAACGGUUCAAAGGCAACAUUUAAACAAAACGCUGGACAACAAAUUGCAAGAAAGUUAUGCGUUGUGAAAAAAUAAUCAAAUGAUUUGUGAUUACCAAAAAUAAUAGGAGGAGGAGAAAAAAUUUUGAAAUUUUAUGACCAAAAUACCGCAAGCGACUAGUGCAUGCGUCGGUGGAGAUUGACGUUUAAUGAUGAGUUUAUGAGGUUUUUUUUUCUCUUCCCAUUUCUUUGUUCUUGUUUACGAGAUCUCCCCGCGUUGUAGUGCAAAUAUGUGUUCCUACCACCAAAUAAUAAAAAAAGAAAACAAAAAUUGAAUUAAAUUAAAUACCAAAAAAAUUUAAAUUUUUUACUUGAAAAAAAUUUCCAUGAUUUUUGGCCACUUUUAUGCCGUACAAAUUAAAAAUCGGAAAUUAAAAUCGCUUUUAUGAGCCAAUAAGGAAUUUGGAAUUUGAAUAAAAGAAUUUUUAUAAGAUAAAUCAAAAAUUCCACCAAAUCGAUCUUUUUAAUGACCAAUUUUUAUGGCCUAAACAAGUUUUUAGUGUAAAGUGUUAUUUAUAAAGUGAAAUUCCUUGGCCACAAUUAAUUCGGAUAUUUUUUGGCAUUAAAAGGAGGAAAACCUUAUUAAAAUGUCCUUUUACUUCUUCUGUGCAAAAUUAUUCAGCGACAUGAAAUCCACACCUGCGAAAACAAAGCCCUGUUUUUAAAUGAAGCUCUGCACAAAGCAUCUGCAGGUUAUUCCAAGAAGUUAUCACGUGUUUGCGCUAAAAACAAAACGAAACAAUCACGCAUUUCAGGACAAUAAGAAACAGUUGUGGACUUAAAAUUGAAAGUGAAACGCCAUCACCAUCGGGAGGAAUAAAUUCCCUCCAGAUGCAUAACCAAACACCGUUAUAAACUCACCCACACACACACACACACACAUUUCAGGGAAGCGAUAAAACAAAACAUGGAUGAAUACGGAAUUACACGUUUCAAGGAAAAUGAAAUGCUGGAUGACGAGGAAUAUGAGGUCCUCUAUAUUGCUCCAGUGGAAAUUGUUGUACUACUCUCCGUAUUCUAUGGAACUAUAAGUUUAGUUGCCAUAGUUGGUAAUUCUCUGGUCAUCUGGGUUGUGGCAACAACGAGACAAAUGCGUACCGUAACAAAUAUGUACAUUGCCAACUUGGCAUUUGCCGAUGUAAUAAUUGGACUGUUCUGCAUACCAUUCCAGUUCCAGGCAGCCCUGCUACAACGUUGGACCCUGCCAUGGUUUAUGUGCGGAUUUUGUCCCUUUGUCCAGGCCGUCAGUGUUAAUGUUUCGGUAUUUACUCUGACGGCAAUUGCCAUAGAUCGCCAUCGAGCAAUACUAAAUCCAUUGAGAGCACGCCCCACAAAAUUUGCAUCGAAAUUUAUAAUUGCCACCAUUUGGCUGGCGUCAGUGACCUUUGCAACGCCCUGUGCCAUUGCAUUUCGCGUCGAAUUACAACAUGAACGGCGAAAAGACACUAUCAACAACACCAUAUACAAUGUGACAACACCGUUCUGCAACAAUGUAAAUCUCUCCGAUAGCCAGCUGCAGACGUAUCGUUAUUCGCUGGUAUUUGUUCAGUAUUUGGUGCCGUUUUGCGUCAUCAGCUUCGUUUACAUACAAAUGGCGAUACGUUUGUGGGGCACUCGAGCACCGGGAAAUGCGCAGGACUCAAGGGAUAUAACGCUGAUGAGGAAUAAGAAAAAGGUCAUAAAAAUGCUGAUUAUAGUUGUGAUUGUAUUCGGAGUCUGCUGGCUGCCUUUGCAGCUGUACAACAUACUUUAUGUUACGAUUCCCGAAGUGAAUGAAUACCAGUUCAUUGGUAUUGUCUGGUUCUGCUGCGAUUGGCUAGCCAUGAGUAACAGCUGCUAUAAUCCUUUCAUCUAUGGCAUAUACAACGAAAAAUUCAAAAGAGAAUUCAACAAACGGUUUCAAACCUUCUUCUGUCAUUUUCACACAACUGGCGACAUACACGAGCGGACAAUGUCAAUGCAUACUAGGGCGAGUUCACUGCGCUCAACAUAUGGCACAUCACGACUGCGCAAUCAGAAUCGUACCAGCAGCAUCUAUAAUCGACAGACCUCCAGUGAGAGGGACAGCAAGCGGGGUGAGGCUCAACAGCUAUGCAAUUUCAUAACCUACAAUGUGAAUAGCAAUGGUGAGGAGAUUUUGUUAAGUGGUUUGACUCCCACAAAUGGUAUUGAGUUGAAAACCAAAGAAAUCGAGUCGGUUCGUCCCAACUCCGGUUGGCAAUGGCAACGCAAUAAUUUCAAGCCAUUACAUCCGGAACUGCUGGAAUGUGAUAGCAGUGAGGAGCAGGUGCUGGUGGGCGAUAAACAUCCGCCCCACUCAGAAGCUUUGAGGGAAUUUCCAGUUAAUGGAUACAGUGGAAAUAAGGCAAAUAAUGAAGAGACGGAUAUUUUGAGGGCACACCACCAACAGACCAUUAUAUGAGAGGCCAGUUUCAAUUUAGGAAAUCAUGAAACCAAAAAUUAAAAAAAAAAUAUUAGAACCUAAUAACAUUAUUUUCGAAAACACUACGAAUACUCUAUUCUGUAAUAAUCUGUAUAAAAUGGAAUUUGUACCAAGUACCGUAUACGUCUGGAACGUUAUAGCGAGAAGAUGAUAUCUUCUAAAUACAUACAAGUUAUUGAAGAGAAGUGAUGAAUCCCAAAAAUGUAAAAAUUAAAAAAAACAAAGGUUUUAUUGACUGAUCGAUCCUAGAUAUAAAAGCAAACUUGCAGAUUUUUUUGUUUGUUUUCUCUUGAAAUUCGUUCAUAUCACCUAAACUAGUGGAAAUGCUACAAAAAAAAAAAAGAAACACACACACACACACAAAGAAGAACUUUGAAGACCUGAAGCAUAUAUACAAAGAACAAAUUUUAUCUGUACAAGUUAUUAAUUCUGAGAAUUUCAAAAUAGUUAAUUAAUGUAGGUAUUUUGUCAGUAUUAUGUGUAACACAAUUACUAUUGUAAUUAACUUAUUAUUAUUAUUAUUAAUUUUAACAUUGCUGUAAGUUAUCAGUAUUAUAGUGAGGAAAUAAACAACUAU
Molecule: messenger RNA, 3132 nt
Organism: Musca domestica (house fly)
Lineage: Eukaryota; Metazoa; Arthropoda; Insecta; Diptera; Muscidae
Product: prolactin-releasing peptide receptor-like
Exons: 8
Coding region: 1020-2534 (504 amino acids)
Biological process (GO): G protein-coupled receptor signaling pathway
Cellular component (GO): membrane
Molecular function (GO): neuropeptide Y receptor activity
Source: RefSeq, a predicted model, not a curated record